Messenger RNA from Emericellopsis cladophorae, 1698 nucleotides. RefSeq lists its product as uncharacterized. Lineage: Eukaryota; Fungi; Ascomycota; Sordariomycetes; Hypocreales; Bionectriaceae. The transcript has a single exon. Bases 1 to 1698 code for a protein of 565 amino acids. The record is from RefSeq and is a predicted model, not a curated record.
AUGUAUUCGGACUCCGAGUCCGACAGCAAGCGCCCAAAUGGCGUGGCCAUUGACGGCAUCGGGUCGCCCAUUGAACCAUCGACGCCCCAAGAAGUCGGCCCUUACGAGCUCUCCCAGGUGACACUACCCUCCACCGAGGUGCCAGCAUCACCGGUCAACGACGUGAACGACUCGUUCCGGACCGAGGUCAACGAUGACAGAGCAGCCACAACCAUCAUCCGGUCCUCGCUGACACCACCCCCCUCGACCCAAGUUGGGCCUUCCGGCAGCAGCCAUGUCAAUGGCCACAGCCGACGCGCUAGACAACCCAUCACACAGUCCCAGGAAUCAAACCUUGUGUCUCCCCCUGCUACGAUUCUCAACAAUGUGCGUGAGAGGGACAUUACGGACUUUGUGCCGCCCUCGCCCCGGCAGGUGCGCGAGAGCUCGGCAGAUGAACUUCGGGCCAUGCUGCAGACCUGCAUUGCAGACCACCAGAAGCUGAAGAUGGAGACGGCCCACCACAGAUUGCAGUACAACUUGCUGAGCCUUCAGGCAUCGGAAGAUGCGAACCGGGCUGAUGUGGAGCUGGACAUGCUACGCAAGGAGAUUGACGCCCUUAGGACGGCGGAGCACUCACGGCAGGCCAAGCGUGAGCUCAGUGCCUUCUCAGAGGCUGUGCAAACAAAGUUCAUGGAGCUCAAGGCGGCUCACGAAGAGGCGCUUCUUGAGAUCGAAGCGCUGGAACGCCGACUGAAGAAUGCAAAGAGGAUCAUCGGACAGAAAGAUGAGGAGGUCAUGUCCCUCAUCGAGGAGAGACAUCAGUUACUCAACCGCAUAAGGGAGAAUCGUGAACACAUGAACAAGCUGAGGAGUCCAGGGGGGAUCUUUCAUGGAGCCACGACACCUCGACAGAAUCCAGCAUCGCCGGUACAGAGCCGCGGCGCCCACCGAGGUGGCCAGCGCGGCGGUCUCGAGCGAGACGACAGCGGCAGCAACAACAACAAACUGACCACACUUUUGGAGGUCCUCAGCCAGGACAACAACAGCGCGCCCUCGACCCCGUUCUUGACGAACCGGUCCAACUCGCGUCACGGCGGGAAACACCAGCGGAAUGCACAGUCCAUGUCGUCCCUGCCAACCACGCCCAUGCAGCGGCCGCGUGGCCCCUAUGCUGGGCUGCUGCCCUCGGCCAACCUGGUUCCCCAGACAGAGCCCUAUAACCACCGGUAUGCCCCAAGACUAUAUGAUCGUGGAUCGCCGACCCCCAGAACUGAGCGCAGGAAAUCCAGGGAGAGCACGAUUUCAGCCGACGACAACGAGGAACUAGCGCGACAAGCUGUACGGUCAUUCACGUCCGCGGGGGUGCUCGGUGGGAGCCUCCAAGUGAGUCGGGGCGAGGACGGCUCCAGCGCCUACGGAAGCCAGGCCAGCCUGGCGGCGACGGAGAUGCUACGACGUGACCCCCGCGACAGCUACGAGAUGCGGCAGGCCAUGUCCCGUGAUGGGACGCCCAGCGCCGUGGAGCAGUCUGCGCGGUUGCAGUCCAAACUCUUUUCCAAUGUGAGAAAUGAUGGGGACAAGCGCAAGUACGGGAGCAGCCAGGAGACCAUCGAAGAGCCACGACCCGAGCAAGGAAGCCCACCCAAGAGGAGCCGCGUGGAGAGUGGAUCGACGCCACAGAACCACAUGGGAUUGGGCAUACAGUACGGUCGAUGA